UCUCUCUCUCUCUUUUUCGCGCGCACACACACACACUCUCUCUCUCUUUUCGAACACACACACUAUCUCUCUCUCGCUCUCUCUUUUUCGCACACACACACACACACGCACACUCUCUAUCUUUUACACACACACUCUCUCUCUCUCUCUCUCUCGCUCUCUCUCUUUUUCACACACACACACACACACACACACACGGACAGUGUGGACAGCAAAACACACCGCGGAGCCUUUAAAGAUCUUUUCGAAAGGCGUUUCGACUUUGUUGUGUGUGUUCGUGAGUAGGUGUGUGUGUAUGUGGGUGGGUGUGUAUGUGGGUGUGUGUUGCACAGGGCGGACGCUGUUUUCCAUCAGGGUCAGCUGUGCGUUUUACUGACACGCGUGGCGUGCGGAACGCCGCGCGCUGCCCGGUGCGGGAACAUCAUCACUCGCAUCGCCUCGUUCCUGAGCCUCGUGUCGACUUGCUGGAAUGAGGAGCGCAGGAGCCGCGUGCUUUCAGGAGGUUCCUCUGCUCCAACUCUCUGCGAGCUGUCACCGUCACUCCUGCCCCAGCGCCUAGCCACACUGCUCUGGAUGCCGUCAGGAGGAGUGAAGUAUGUUCACUAAAGUGCUGUGAAUAUGUGAGCAGAGACGCGCAGGGCGCGCAGCUCCACCUUGGGAGAGGUGGAGGAGAAGGUGCACAUCCAUCUCUCCUCGGCGCUAAGCGGAAACAGGCGGCUUGCGCAGGACGCGUGUGUGUGUGUGCAUGGCGCUGACUGACCACAGCUGAUUCUACAGCGAGAGAAGAGGAAAGUUCCGGAGACAUCACACACACACACACUCUGUCUCACACACACACACACAAACACACACACAGACACUCUCUCUCUCACUCACACACACACACACAAACACACACUCUUUCUCUCUCUCUCUCACACUCUCUCUCUCUCACACACACACACUGUCUCUCUCUCUCUCUCUCUCUCUCUCUCUCUCUCUCACUCACACAUACACACACACACACACACGCAUGCACUUGUGUGCGUAAAGCCAGCCGCGAACGCUUAUAACGGAACAGGACUACUAACACAAUAAACGCGUUUCGCGGGAAAAAAAAACAAAUAUGCAGGUACGUGUGAGCGCCAGAGAUGGACUUUGGAAGGAUCUGAGCUGCUAGUACUUUAAUGAUGUCAACACGGUGUCUGAAUUCCGUAUUUAUCUUUUGCGAACGUUGCUGAAUAACAGGCUGUAAACUGAUAUAGCGGCGUGAGCGAGAGCAGCGCGUGCGGCCGUGGCUAUGGGACAGUGAUAGAAGGCGCGCGUCGUCUGUGCUGUGUUCAAGAAGAGUUGUGCAGUUUUGUGAGACAUGGCAGCGGCGAUUGCUAGCGGCUUGAUCCGGCAAAAGCGGCAGGCGCGGGAGCAGCAUUUAGACCGACCCUCCACUAACCGAAGGAGGAAGAGCCCGAACAAGAACAAAGGUCUCUGCAACGGCAACCUUGUCGACAUCUUCGCCAAAGUACGAAUUUUCGGCCUCAGGAAGCGGAGACUACGGCGUCAAGAUCCCCAGCUCAAGGGUAUAGUGACCAGGUUAUACUGCAGGCAGGGAUACUACUUGCAAAUGAACGCAGAUGGAUCUCUUGAUGGGACCAAGGAUGACAGCAGUAAUUCUUCAUUGUUCAAUCUCAUCCCUGUGGGCCUCCGAGUUGUUGCUAUUCAGUCCGUGAAGACAGGGUUAUACAUCGCCAUGAAUGGAGAAGGCCAUCUGUACACAUCAGAACUCUUUACAGCCGAAUGCAAGUUCAAAGAGUCAGUGUUUGAGAACUACUAUGUGAUCUACUCGUCCAUGUUGUACAGGCAGCAGGAGUCAGGGAGAGCCUGGUUUCUGGGUCUCAAUAAAGAGGGCCAGGCAAUGAAGGGCAACCGAGUGAAGAAAACCAAACCAGCUGCUCACUUCCUGCCCAAGCCAUUAGAAGUCGCAAUGUACCGAGAGCCAUCAUUGCACGAUGUGGGAGAGACCGUACCCAAAGCCGCUGCACCUCCCGCUAAAAGCACAAGCGAGCCAGCCGUGAUGAACGGAGGCAAGCCCGUCAGCAAGGAGGCUAGCAAGCCCAGCACAUAGCCCAGCCUCGGCUCAGAGAGAGAAAGGUGCUCUCCUUCUCUCUUGUAUGGAUCUGGUCCAGACGAGCCCCUCUCCUCCUCUCCUCCUUUUCUGCUCUCCUCUGACUUUCUCCAUCCACUUGGCAAAUCGAUUGCAGAAGCGUGGCCAAGCGUAGCGACGAGGAGGCUUCGACUGGAUGAAUCAGCUCAACCCGCACCAUGGAAUGCCCCAGCAGAUAUGGAAUGCCUUUAACCCCCCGAACCCCACCCACACCCCUCCCCCUGCCUGCACAUACAAUAACACGACCCAUUUUUCUGUGACUGUGACAAUCCAUGAGAACGAAGAGUGGAACGGCGGCCGUGGGUGCGUUGAGCAGCGGCCAUCUUUGUCCCGCUGAUGGUCACCCGUGACUACUUUUUUGAGCCCUGUAACAGAAGCGUCUAAUUCAAAUCUAUUUUCUAUACACAGUGAACACCAGCUAUGCUCUGGGGAAGUAAACUACUGACUGACUUGCAAGAAAACAGGACUGUCGUCCUCAAAUUUUUUAUAGAGUUUCUUCCUGUGUCUCCUGCUCAGUCUUGCUUUCUUUCUUUUUUGCUUUCUCUUUCAUUGGUCAAACUCGCACUCUUUUCUCUUUGUCCAGUGCUAGAGAAAACCUUUGCAGGGGCUACGUGUGAUUUUUCUAAGAACCCUAACAUCCAUCUAUGUGAACAUAUCCAGUACACCCACACACACACACCCCCAUCCACCCACCCACACACACACACACACACACACACACACACACACACAGACACACAUUACUUAUGUAAGACUGAGGUGCCAGUGGUGGCUCGCUUGCAGGGAAUAAUUCAGGAGGACUGGAGUCACCACAGAGCCUAUAGAAAUGCGAAUUAGCUUAGGCUCAGCACUGUUUCUCUUUCUUGAUUGAGCGUGUAGAAAGAGACACUGGAAGCUGAUUAUUCACUAAGGGGAUUUUACCUACAAAUCCACAACUACAUGUUGCCAUCCUGCAGUCAGUGCAUGGACCUGAAUGCACGGAGGGGCCUGAUGCAUAUGUGUUCACAUAUCUCAUAUCUUCACCAAGCUGGCAUAUAGAGGAAGCCAAAUUCUAUUUUUCUUUACUGAUAGCUUAGAGCACAUGCUCUAGGAACAUGUAUAGGCCUUGUAGGCCUCAGGUCAAGGCACUCCCCUCAUGCUGAACUGUCAGCCAAUCCUGGUGUUCACUUAAUGGGCCUUUUUGUUCCGCAAAAGCAUGGGCAAGGUUAGUAUUGUGUUCUAUUCAUGACGUAUGAUGCAAAUCAAGAAAUGGCUUCACUGUAUGAAAAAUUUUUUAAAAAGCUUUAAAAAUAGACAUUUAAUGACUAGCUAUCAUAAUUAAACAAGGAGAGUUUUUUCCUAGCUCAGCAUGCAGAGUCCAGUACUGCUCAUAUUGGCCUAUUGUGUGCCUGUGAUGACCUCUAACCCAGCAUGCAAAAACAUGUACCCAGUCUGUGCUGGGUUAAAGGUGCCUCAUGCCCCCAAGAAACACACACACACACACAAACACACAGAGUGGCUUAGUCAAUCUAUAAACACUCGUCUCACUUCCUAUUCUUUUGUAAUGAUCUUGAUUAUGAAUUUUACCAAAGUUUAGCAAUCCAUCUGAGAAUCCAGACCCACUGACUGCAGUAACAUGCAGUGGGCAGCACUAAAACCUCACCCACUCUGUCCAGUUUUGCUUCUUUGCUCACUGUGACAAAUAUUCACCCUCACAGCAGAAUACACUUUGCCUUUUUUGAGUAAAUCCUGGAUGAGUGGGACUGUAGUCAUUAGAGUAUACAGUUCAUUUGACUAAACACGUGGGGUACCUAUCAGUUAAUCACCUGCAUGCUUUUCCUUAAGGACCAAAAAAAGGGAAAGGUACAAUGGAUCGUUAGGCUGUGUAGGUCAGCAUUGAAUGGGCAUGUUAUUCAAACGUUCUUUCAUCCUACUUUGUCUGGAUUGAAAUCAUAGCACUUUCAAUUCUGAGUUAUCAUUUACUCACGACUUUUAGCAAAUGAUCAAGGAUUUUCUGAAUCUCUGAUCAGAUUUGAUAUUAAGCCUGUCUUGCUUUAAUAACUCUCAUAGUUUAAUGAAUAAGAUUUAGAAUGUUAUUAUGUAGACUGAAGCUGGGCUGCUAAAUUGCAAAUAUAUCCAAGGCUUCAUUUGAAGACCUGUAUUUUCGGGAAUUUAUUGGGAUUAUGAGCUACUUUCUAUAUUAGGAUGUAUUGAAGCACAUUAGUUUGACUUACGUAUUUGUACAAAGCUGUGUUGCUAGAAUGACAUGCAGUGCUGUAGACAAAGGGAGUGUAAAGCAUAUGAGUUGAGUUGAGAGCUGCUGUCCCACUUCCACAACCUCCACAACACACACUGAUCAUUCUAUCAGAUGAACUCUACAUGCUGGGCUAACCUGCCCUUCAAACCAGUUGACUAGUCCUAUGAAGGCUGAAUUUAUUUUUGUAAAUGACUGGUGAGUAAAUGUACAUCUGGUUGUCAGUCUGUUUGGUUCCUUUUAUUCUCUCUCUCUCUCUCUCUCUCUCUCUCUCUCUCUCUCUCUCUGUCUGUCUCUCGCAAAAAUGUUACUGUGUUCUGUUCCAUGCAGGUGAUGUGUGAUGUUGUCUGUUCAUCCUAAGGAGCUACCACAUAACAUGUUGUUAAUUCUUUUCUUUCUCCUUGUUCAUAUUUUUUCUUGGUAACGUCCUUGUCAUUUGUUCUUGCGUUUCAGUCGUUAGUGUGACCAUUACUUCAUCUUUUGCAUGGGAAGAUGAUGGCAUUUAAGAAAUGCAUGUUGUAGGCUAUGUGUAUCAAGAAAUGUUGGUAUGUACUGCUAAUUUUACAUACAUAUAUGCAAAGAGUUUGUCUGCACUGUACAGUUUGUGUUUGUUGUAUACACAGAUACAACAUAUUGAAUAAAAUAUUUAUAUAAAGGUG
Messenger RNA from Pangasianodon hypophthalmus (striped catfish), 5032 nucleotides. RefSeq names its product fibroblast growth factor 14 (gene fgf14). Gene Ontology annotation, cellular component: cytoplasm. The record is from RefSeq and is a predicted model, not a curated record. Gene Ontology annotation, biological process: regulation of cell migration; animal organ morphogenesis; positive regulation of gene expression. NCBI's taxonomy places the organism in Eukaryota, Metazoa, Chordata, Actinopteri, Siluriformes, Pangasiidae. Bases 1349 to 2101 code for a protein of 250 amino acids. Gene Ontology annotation, molecular function: fibroblast growth factor receptor binding; growth factor activity. The transcript has 5 exons.